AUGUCCGGGCGCCGUCUCCUCGACGCCAUCACAUUCCUCAAUGCGUCCCGCAAUGUCGCGAAAAAGCACAUAGUGCUCCAGAGACAUGCCCUUGAUCACCAUGCUCGAACGUCGUCGUUGACCAAGGCUGCGAAGAACCAGGUCCAGCAGAUUAGUCUUGCGGUACAAGCAGCUUCUGACCUAGCGAGGAAGCUUGACGAUGACCCUACACCCAGCCCUGGGCCGACGAAUCGCGAUCAUGACGGCGGAAGGGACACAAACGGUUCAAGAGAAGAUACAAAGCUGAACGAUAGCUUCACGAAGAGUGAUAUCACUAUAGAACCUACGAGAUCUCAGGCUACCGUUGGUGUGGAGGAAAAAGCCAAGUCUGCACGUAAUGAAGCCCCAAGCUCAGAAACUACCGGGGACGACGCUGUCACCGACCAUAACGAGGUUCCGGAGGAAAUGAUGCAACAGCUGUUCAGAAGCCGGAAAGUGACAAGAACCCUUUUUCGAGACCAGGCCUACAAGCCAGGACAGAAUGGCCUGGGAUCGGCCUCUACUACGGGGCCACCAUCUCUGGCCGUACACUCUGAGAAAGUCACAGAGAGUAAUACGCGGAUUGAUGAUGUUAAAAUAAAGAGCCAGGAAAAUAUAGAAAGCUCUGAGCACGUGGUGGAGGAUAAAGUCGUUGCACCGCAAGAUACAUACCAAAUGGUUCAGUCUCGAGUCCCGUCAUCUCGGAUUGGGCGGCUAUGGGAGUAUGGGGGACUAGCAACUUCUAUGGCCAUGGGUGUUGUUGGAGAAGGCUUCCGCCGUGCCACAGGGAGCGAUGAUUCUGGAUCCUUGCUACUUAGCCCUGCCAAUAUAGAAAGGCUUGUUGCCAAAUUAUCUAAGAUGAGAGGAGCGGCUCUGAAGCUAGGUCAGAUGCUAAGUCUCCAAGAUUCUAAAAUGCUGCCAGAGUCAAUCCAACGAGUACUACAACGUGUACAAGACCGGGCAAAUUACAUGCCGCAGUUUCAAAGGGAUCAGGUUCUCACAGAUAACCUGGGCCCGAAUUGGAGAGAUUUAUUCGAGUCAUUUGAUGAUAUUCCAAUGGCUGCCGCAUCAAUUGGUCAAGUGCAUGGAGCUAUUCUAAAAGAAACGGGGCAGCGUGUUGCUGUGAAGGUUCAAUACCCUGGGGUUGCGGACUCAAUAGAUUCGGACUUGAAUAACUUAUCUAUCCUUCUCACCGCUUCCCGGCUGCUACCCAAAGGGCUAUACCUCGAUAAAACAAUUGCGAACGCUCGGACCGAGCUUGCGUGGGAAUGUGAUUAUAUUCGUGAAGCAGAAUGUGGCCGUAAAUUCAAGGAGCUGCUUAGGAAUGAUACUGACACGUUUACGAUACCUGAAAUUAUACCAAACGCUUCAGGGAAGCAGGUUCUCACAAUGGAGCGUCUGGACGGCAUUGCUGUAACCAGGAUCCAAUCAUUUACUCAACCCCAGCGCGAUUGGAUCGGUACUCAAAUCAUGCGGCUUUGCCUUCGGGAAAUUGGCGAGUUCAGAUACAUGCAAACUGACCCUAACUGGACCAACUUCCUCUAUAACGCCACUACCAACCGUCUCGAGCUUCUUGACUUUGGGGCAUCCCGCGCUUACCCGGCUGCUUUCAUCUCUUCGUAUGUCGGCCUACUUGCUGCUGCUUCUCGGAAUGACCGCGAGGCAUGUCGCGAGCUCUCUCAGAAACUGGGAUAUCUCACAGGCUUCGAGUCCAAGGCCAUGGUCAACGCCCACGUGUCUUCUAUUACCACCAUUGCUGAGCCAUUUAUGAAAUCUUCCCCUGAGGUAUAUGACUUCAGUGAUCAAACCAUCACCGAUAGGGUUCGGGAGUUUAUCCCGCUUAUGUUGCGUGAGCGCUUAUCUCCACCCCCUGAAGAGACGUACAGUCUGCAUCGAAAGUUGAGCGGUGCCUUCUUGCUUUGUGCUCGACUAGGCAGCAAAGUGAAAUGCCGAGAGAUGUUCGAAACGAUGCUGGAGAAGGUAGAGUGGGUGGAUGAGAAGCAUGAACGCAGAGAUGAUACACCUGUGAUUUAA
This is a messenger RNA of Arthroderma uncinatum, 2052 nucleotides long. RefSeq lists its product as uncharacterized. Lineage: Eukaryota; Fungi; Ascomycota; Eurotiomycetes; Onygenales; Arthrodermataceae. The record is from RefSeq and is a predicted model, not a curated record. The transcript is spliced from 2 exons. Bases 1 to 2052 code for a protein of 683 amino acids. Gene Ontology annotation, cellular component: extrinsic component of mitochondrial inner membrane. Gene Ontology annotation, biological process: ubiquinone biosynthetic process. Gene Ontology annotation, molecular function: kinase activity.